Messenger RNA from Nannospalax galili (Upper Galilee mountains blind mole rat), 3616 nucleotides. It is a transcript of the gene Akap8, whose product is annotated as A-kinase anchoring protein 8. The coding region runs from base 118 to 2181 and encodes 687 amino acids. Gene Ontology annotation, cellular component: nuclear matrix; nucleus. The transcript is spliced from 14 exons. NCBI's taxonomy places the organism in Eukaryota, Metazoa, Chordata, Mammalia, Rodentia, Spalacidae. The record is from RefSeq and is a predicted model, not a curated record. Gene Ontology annotation, molecular function: DNA binding; protein kinase A regulatory subunit binding.
GGUAAUGCACGGAAGUGGUGACGAACAGACUUCAUCUUUCAGUAGCAGGCCGUACGUUGAACGCAUGCGUCCUGAGGAAAGCUAGGAAAAGGGUCUGGUGGCGGGCCGUGUGAAGACAUGGAGCAGGGCUACGGAGGCUAUGGGGCAUGGAGUGCAGGACCUGCCAACACCCAGGGUACAUAUGGAAGCAGUAUGGCCAGUUGGCAAGGUUACGACAACUACAACUACUACAGUACCCAGCACACCAGUGUUUCUGCAGGAGCGUCCUAUAGCUACGGCCCAGCCUCAUGGGAGGCCACCAAGGCCAGUGAUGGUGGCCUUGCAGCUGGGGGCUCUGCCAUGCACAUGGCCUCUUUUGGCCCAGAGCCAAUCACCGACAGCUCCGACUCACUCAUUGCCAAGAUCAACCAGCGUUUGGAUAUGUUGUCCAAGGAAGGAGGCAGGGGUGGGAACCCCAGCAGUGGGGAGGGCAUGCAGGACCGGGAGAGCUCCUUCCGCUUCCAACCAUAUGAGUCCUACGACUCCAGGCCUUGCUUACCUGAGCAUAAUCCCUACCGUCCAAGCUACAGCUAUGACUAUGACUUCAACUUGGGAACUGACCGGAAUGGUAGCUUUGGUGGGACAUAUAGUGAUUGUCGGGACCCAGCCCGUGAACGUGGCUCCAUUGAUGGCUUCAUGAGGGGCCGAGGCCAGGGCCAGGGUCGCUUCCAAGAUCGGAGCAACUCCAGCACCUUCAUGCGUAGUGACCCCUUCAUGCCACCCUCAGCCUCCUCUGAGCCCCUAUCCACUUCUUGGAAUGAGUUGAACUACAUGGGUGGACGUGGUCUAGGUGGGCCCUCCACCAGCAGGCCACCUACAUCCCUCUACUCCCAGUCCAUGGCCCCUGACUAUGGCAUGAUGGGCAUGCAGGGGGUGGGUGGUUAUGGUAACACCAUGCCUUACGGAUGUGGCCGGUCCCAGACUCGGAUACGGGAUUGGCCCAGGAGGAGAGGGUUUGAGCGCUUUGGACCAGAUAACAUGGGCAGGAAGAGGAAGCAGUUUCCCUUGUAUGAAGAGCCGGAUGCCAAACUGGCCCGAGCUGACAGCGAAGGAGACUUAUCUGAAAAUGAUGAUGGAGUUGGUGACUUCCGGUCAGGAGAUGAAGAAUUCAGGGGGGAGGAUGAAUUCUGUGACUUUGGGAAACAGAGAGGCGAAAAGGAGGAUGAGGAUGAGGAUGUGAAGAAGAGACGGGAGAAGCAAAGGAGGAGAGACAGGAUGCGGGACCGAGCAGCUGACAGGAUUCAGUUUGCCUGCUCUGUAUGCAAGUUUCGUAGUUUUGAAGAUGAAGAAAUCCAAAAGCAUCUGCAAAGCAAAUUUCAUAAAGAGACACUGCGGUUUAUAAGUACCAAACUUCCUGACAAGACAGUGGAGUUCCUCCAGGAGUACAUCAUAAACAGGAAUAAGAAAAUUGAGAAGCGGCGUCAGGAAUUGAUGGAGAAGGAAAGCCCCAAACCCAAACCAGAUCCAUUCAAAGGGAUUGGCCAGGAGCAUUUCUUCAAGAAGAUUGAAGCUGCACACUGUCUGGCCUGUGACAUGCUGAUUCCCGCACAACACCAGCUCCUGCAGAGGCAUCUACACUCUGUAGACCACAACCACAACCGUAGGUUGGCUGCUGAACAGUUCAAGAAAACAAGUCUCCAUGUGGCUAAAAGUGUUUUAAACAACAGACAUAUAGUGAAGAUGCUGGAAAAAUACCUUAAGGGUGAGGACCCUUUUGCCAAUGAAUCUGUUGAUACUGAGAUGGAAGGAGAUGACAAUUUAGGAGGAAAAGAGAAGGAAGAGACACCAGAGGAAGUGGCUGCAGAGGUCUUAGCAGAGGUGAUUACAGCAGCAGUGAGGGCUGUAGAAGGGGAAGGAGAGCCAACUACAGGAGUUCUGACUGAAGUGAAAGGCCCUGUGGACACACUGGAGGCCAGUAGUGACCCCCACGCCAAACAGCCACUGGAAGAACAGACCUUUGCAACAGCAUCUGAGAAUGGGAACACUGAAGACAAGGCCAGAAGUGAGGCUGCUAAGGCUGGAAGUCAGGCAGUUGUGUCAGCAGCAGAGGUAGAAAACACAGCUGUUGCUGCUAUCCCAGGUAUCAUGGAAGCCGAAGUGGGACAAACUGAUGGAGAGUCCAAAGAUGUUCCCACAGAAUAAAACCCCCAGCAUUUCAAGGCAUGUGCAUUCUCUCUUCGGUUUAUAAGCAGUACUAGGUUAUAUGUAAUUUGGCGAAGAGACUUGGCCAUUUCCUUUGCAAACUGUACCUCAGCUUGUUUUACACAGUGGGUAGCUUCCUAUCUCUAUUAAAGAAUACAAAAGAGGUAAAACAUUUUUUCCCUCAGUGGCCUUUGGUGGCUCUCUGUGCACUGUAGUUAGAAUAAUAAAAUUAGAUCUUAAUGGUACUACACUUUUUAAAUACUGCAACUGGCUGAAAUUUUGUUUUGUUUUUGUUUGAUUGGGAGCAGCUCAAUAGGAAUGUAAUUUGUUUUUACUGCAAAGAAUGACCUAUUUUAUUUCUUAAGUUUUAGGCAUUUAUUUUAGUUUUGAAGUUGAGACAGCAUCUUGCUGACCUCAAACUCUCAGUACUCCUACCUCAGCCUCUCAAGUGUUGGGAUCCUGUGUACCACCAUGCUCAGUGAGCUUUGAUUUUGUAACACUGUAUUGUAUGUUCCUCGCCAGAUGUGGCAACAUGCUGUUACUAUUAGACAUCUGUCAGACCAUGCCAGUGACUUUGACCUGUGUCUGAGGUCUGAAGAAGCCUAUAGAGCUGCUCCAUAGAAAGCACACCUACCUGAGCCUCAUGAAUGAGGACGCUGCCUGGGGCAUUGUUUCUCAAUCUUCAGUACUUGGUAAACAGUUUCAUGUUUGGGCUUUUUUGUGUUCUACCUCUCCAUUAAUGCGGGUUUUUUUUUUUUUUGUUUUUUCUCUGAGUUAUUCCCACCUAAAAGUAGUUAGGAAGAAAACAUUGAAAUCACUCCCAUAGAUGAAAACCAAUAUAAAUUUUCAUAGAUAGAAUCUCUGUUAAAAGUUCAUAGAGUUAGCCAGGUGUGGUGGCGCACGCCUUUAAUCCCAGCACUCGGGAGGCAGAGGCAGGUGGAUCUCUGAGUUCAAGGCCAGCCUGGUCUACAUAGUGAGUUCCAGGACAGCUGGGGCUACAGAGAGACCCUGUCUCAAAAAGACAAAAAAAAAAAAAAAAUAAGUUCAUACAGUUAAGUGAACAUGUUUCAUGUUUAGGCAAGCACUUUGGUAGUUUCUGAAUCUGAGAAGGGGAGGGCUAGCAUGUCUUGAAGGUAGCAUGCACCAGGUUUUAUACAGUCAUUAUUGGGUGCUGUUUUUCCCUUUUGAGAUCACACUGCUUAUGUGUGUCCAUCCCUAUAAACCCUUAGAUUAUAUAUCACAUCUUGGUAACUUUGGCCAGUGAGGAAUUACAGAAAAGAGGCAGUAAAAUAUUUGAGCAUUGGCUAUAUAUCCAGGGUGCUAAUUCAUGAUCAAAAUUCCAUCAGCACUGCUCUAAAGGAGUCUUACUGGGAGAUGAACAUUUGAGAAUGUCAAUAUUAGAACUUACGAGCAAUAAAGUGAUGCCUCUGAAACA